UUAUAAUUAGCCCAAACAGGGGUACCGGCGCACAGAUCGAGUCAGCAGGGAACACGACAGAUUGAGUCAGAGCUCGGACGAUGGCCUUCCAUCAUCGAACCAUCCCACGGAGAUUGGGAUGGCGAACUGCACUGACUCAUUGAUGGGCACUGGUAAAAAUGCUUCUCCAGGCAUAGCGCUAUCCUGUGCUUGGCAUCAAUUCUGACUACUAUGUUUUAUUCAAUCCUUGAUCAGUCAGCUCCAAUCUAGUUAAUACCAUUCUCUUUUACUUCUCAUGUCUUAUGUCUUAUAUUUAGUAGUAAAAUUGUCAUAUUGGUGGCCUUAUUAACGUUCAGAUAUACUAGAGCAUCUACAUCACGUGAGGAAUAUCGCUGUGCCUACAUUCUAAUACCUACAAGUCUCUUCUGCGUAUACGCUUCACUCCCGGAUAGACCGUCGUGAAUACUUACCAAAUUCGCAAAAUUAUCUUCUCAGAUGGCAGACACUACGGAACGGCUCCAGCCUACCCCGUCUGAAUUAAACCAUGCAACAGACAAGUCCCGCUCAUACUGGCAAGCCCUUGCCGAUGAAGUUAUUGCUCCUCACGAACAAGGAACCAUUCCCCAGAAUAUCACGCUCCACGAUAUGCUUGGUCAGGUGCCCGCAAUGCCUGAUACGCCGCUAGAUAUAUACCAGAUUUCUCUCGGUCCCGAUUCUACUAAGAAAGCUAUUCUGACUGCAGCAUCCUCCACAAUGCGCCCCACCGACGAUGCAGCAUGCGGUGUUGGCGAAACCCUCAAGGUCACUCGAGCGGCUCUACUGAUGGGUGUUCGCGCACCAAUCUCGUGUAAUUGGACUGGGGCUAGCUUUGGCCAAGAGGCUAUGGCUGACGAUGGGAGCCGAGGCCGGCCGAACUAUGUAGGGGUCGUGUCGCUUGCAUGGUCGUAUAUUUUGUCCGUUCGUUUACUGGAACUACAAAAGCACGACGGCGCUGAAGCUGAGUACACGAACUCUACAGCGAGUUGGUGUUCUUCACACGAUGUGUGUGCUCCUGGAUCGGCUUCUACCAUCAAUAUCGGCAACGUAGACGCACAUGCCGCCCGAUGGUGGGCGGCUAUACUAGCCCCCGGACGAGGUUGGAAGGUAAUUAUCACCCAACAGGGAAACGAAGCCUACUUCGCACCGUGGUCUCUUUCUCUAGAGCUCGACUCAUGUCCGAGCAUCGUAUGGGCAGAUAAUGGGCCCCUUCCGCAGGACCCUACUAUUUACCCACCUCCUUCAUCCCGAACAGCUCUCGAAUUCCUUGUCGGAAUCUGUCUGCUCCACGACCUCGGUAGUCAAUUCCAUGCAGGCUUUGCAGCAGCAUUGACUUUUCCCACCCAUAGUCAUUAUCAGAGGGCUGUUGAACUACCGCUUCCAUUUAGCAACAGCAACCACCAAAGAUAUCCUCCGUCUGAGCAAACCACAACAGACCAACUGGCUAUCUACGAGUCUCUUUCCUUUUAUCUAACCCUCAGUUGCAAUCACAGCGUCAUAAUGUCCAGUCUCUGCGGGUCAUUCUGGGAGCCUAGCAUCCCAUGCAAUCUCGUCACCCCGUGGCUCCAUCCCAUCCUAAACGAAGUAUCGCAAAGACCCGAGAUACUCAAUACCCCAGGACGCUAUGCUGAAAUCGUAGCUCUCAUAUGCGGUAUCCGUCGACCGCGCCUUUCUUCCCUCUGGAUUGGCGCUGCUAUAAGCGGCCUAAUACCCAAAAUCACAGCUCUAGUCAAGGGCGGUACGCCUCCUCUCGACCCCAACGGCUAUCCGUGGACAGGUUGUCCGCAAGGCUUUAUGGACUUGGCGGGUUCAGGCCCAUAUCUAUAUCGCAAUCCCUCGAACCAAAACCUUAUCCGAAGAGUUGACAUAUGGCGUCUGUUGUAUCUUCCCGUUUUAGAGGACGACGGUCUGUAUUAUGAAAGUCUCCCGUUUUCCCCGUGGGAGCCUGUCGGGCAGAGUAUAGAGCUGAAUUGCGCCCUGCGCGUGAGAGCACACCGGCUCUGUUCUAGACAUCGCCUUCUCUAUGAACAUUGGACUUGGAAUCUAUUAGACGGGUCGAAAGUCCAGGACAGGGGGUUUACUUCUGUCAGGCGUCAGAACAGUCCGCGGAACUUUCUCGUAUUCUCCAAGUCAGCACCAAGUGACAACGCGCGUCCAAUUAUGCCGCUCGCGCAAGACCAGGAGGCGUCGCGUGAGGCAUCCAUAGCUGUAUUUGAAUGGGUGCUUGCAAAUCACGAAGGCCGACCCCCUUCAGAACCGAUCUAUGAUGAUGAAUGGAUAGCGCACUGUACUGCCUACGAUGAUGAUUCAGACUUGGGUAUGGGUAUUGAACCUACUGAUGAGGAAUGAUUCCCCGCGGAGUCAACCUCGAACCUCUCGGGCAACAACGGUGAGAAUCGUGUAGCAGUGGGAUGUCGGAUCAGUGAUUGGAUGGACAACAUUCCCUAAUCAUCCAAUAUCCAUUGGGAGACACAUCCUAAGCCAUAUAUGGUUGUGUUUUCAUGAUCCGGCAUCAAGUAAACAGAAAAAGUGGCCAAUCUCCCACUCGCCGGUGAUGGUCAAUCGAUCACCAAGUACGAACAUUUACUGGCUCCAGAGUAGGACUAGGGCUAAAUGAGAGCGGAAAUAAAUCAGAUAUGAGAAAUAAAAAGAAAGAAAAAAAAUGCUUGACAAGGCAGGGGUUCGAACCCUGGACUCAUUACGAAGCAGGGUUUUUCACGCCAACUGUGAACAGUAGCGCUGCUUAAAUCUGCCGCCUUAACCACUCGGCCACCUUGCCAUUUUAGCAAUUAGGAUAUUCGAGGUUUCGAUCCUUG
Aspergillus campestris IBT 28561 is the source of this 2831-nucleotide messenger RNA. RefSeq lists its product as uncharacterized. Lineage: Eukaryota; Fungi; Ascomycota; Eurotiomycetes; Eurotiales; Aspergillaceae. The transcript has a single exon. Bases 475 to 2364 code for a protein of 629 amino acids. The record is from RefSeq and is a predicted model, not a curated record.